AUGAAGUUGUUUGUGGAUGUUCUAGUAGUUUUAGAUUUUGUGAAAGAGGAGGGAGGGUCAUUGGAAAACCGUCAACAAGCAUCUAGAAUCUUAGCAUAUUUUAAAUCAUAUGAGUUCGUGUUUUACUUACAUAUGAUGUAUGACAUUUUAUACCUCACGGGUAAAUUAUCAAAGCAACUUCAAAGAAAAGAUCUAGACAUUUUAGAAGCGGCUUCGAUGAUUAGAGGCACAAUGGAGGCAUUACAAUCUUUUAGAAACAUAGGGUUUCCUAGCAUUUUGCCAAAAGUAUCCUCUUUUUGUCAAACACACGAAAUUGAUACUUUGAAUAUGGAAGAGUUGUAUAUUGGUGCGAGAAACCGUAGGACUACAAAGGCUAAUAGGUUUCAUUUUGAGGUUGAAAUCUACAACACGGUGGUAGAUAUGCAACUUACAGAAUAUCGGGAUCGAUUUAGUGAAACAAGCACCGAAUUACUAGAAUACAUGGGUGCUUUGAGCCCUUGUGAUUCAUUUGCACAAUUUGACAAAUCAAAGUUAUUGAAGUUGGGUAAGUUAUACAAGUAUGACUUUAAUGAUUCAGAUAUGAUAGACCUUGAAGGACAACUUGAGAUAUCACUCUUGCAUCAAAGAUGA
Messenger RNA from Lactuca sativa (garden lettuce), 630 nucleotides. RefSeq lists its product as uncharacterized. The record is from RefSeq and is a predicted model, not a curated record. NCBI's taxonomy places the organism in Eukaryota, Viridiplantae, Streptophyta, Magnoliopsida, Asterales, Asteraceae.